This is a messenger RNA of Penicillium angulare, 291 nucleotides long. RefSeq lists its product as uncharacterized. NCBI's taxonomy places the organism in Eukaryota, Fungi, Ascomycota, Eurotiomycetes, Eurotiales, Aspergillaceae. The transcript has a single exon. The coding region runs from base 1 to 291 and encodes 96 amino acids. The record is from RefSeq and is a predicted model, not a curated record.
AUGCUUUCUCUUCGGAAUCUAUCAAGUCCUGGAGGCAUUGAUGACAUACUUUACGAACCCUUGAAUGGCCUUUUUGACCAACCAAUCGACAAUACGUUGGCUCAUGGGGGUAUCUUUUUGCCUGCUCUGGAUUAUACGCCUCUGGCCUCCCAGGCUCUAAUUUCGCCCAGAGCGGAAGAUUCCCUGAGCGAGUAUCUAAUGGAUCCGGCAAUCUUGGAGGAGUGCUGUCUUCCAGCUGUAGAAAAGAAUACCACUGGAGCUGCAUCUGCUUGUGUGACUUUCCGAGCUUAG